AUGACAUUCGGUAGCUUUGACGGCAUUUGUAAUAAAACGGCAUUACCUUUAUGUUCUGUCUUGGGUUCCGUGAAUCAAACCUCGUAUUUCACCAGAGGAAUAGUACCAGAAUGUUACGCGAGAUCAGUAGAAUUAGCAAAUACUACUAUAUUCCAAAUUGGUAACGCAUUUGUGCAUUUUGGUGGAUUGGGAAUAUUGUUGAUUAUCGUGUUUAACGUGAGAGCUAAAUAUACAGCUAUUGGAAGAACAGAGAUGUUAACAUUUUUCUACAUCUUGAUUGGGUUAAUAGUGAGCUCCCUCAUCGUUGAUUGUGGUGUCAGUCCUCCCUCAAGUACUAGUUAUGCAUAUUUCGUCAGCGUCCAGAUUGGCCUAGCAAGUGCAGCAUGUAUCUGCAUUCUUUACAAUGGGAUUUUAUGUUUCCAGUUUUGGGAAGACGGAACGAGGACCUCCAUGUGGAUUUUAAGACUAGCAUGUGUCGGAUGGUUUGUCGUUAACUUUUUCAUUAGUCUAAUUACUGCAAAAAGCUGGGACACGGCGUUAGAUGAUAGAAAAACUGUAACAUUGUUUGUUGUCAGUUUUGUCGUAAACGCUAUAUUGAUAGCAAGUUAUGUCUGCAGUCAAGUAGUUUUAGUCGUAUUUGCAUUGGAAUCUUUUUGGCCAUUAGGUGCCAUUUCACUUGGAGUCUUCUUCUUUGUUGCUGGCCAAGUCUUGACGUAUGGGUUUAGUGAUAAGAUUUGCGAAGGAGCAUCACACUAUAUCGACGGACUCUUCUUUGGAAGUCUCUGCAAUGUUUUCACUUUUAUGAUGAUAUACAAGUUCUGGGAUAUGAUAACUACUGAUGACCUUGAAUUCUCCGUUGCAAAUGUGGAACACGGCAUCAAUGCGUUCGGCGAAGACGAGAAGAGAGCUAGUACAAUUUUUGGCUGA
Molecule: messenger RNA, 927 nt
Organism: Priceomyces carsonii
Lineage: Eukaryota; Fungi; Ascomycota; Pichiomycetes; Serinales; Debaryomycetaceae
Gene: CHS7
Product: Chs7p
Exons: 1
Coding region: 1-927 (308 amino acids)
Biological process (GO): protein folding
Cellular component (GO): endoplasmic reticulum membrane
Source: RefSeq, a predicted model, not a curated record